Vanessa atalanta (red admiral) is the source of this 3337-nucleotide messenger RNA. RefSeq lists its product as uncharacterized. The record is from RefSeq and is a predicted model, not a curated record. The transcript has 6 exons. Bases 528 to 1469 code for a protein of 313 amino acids. NCBI's taxonomy places the organism in Eukaryota, Metazoa, Arthropoda, Insecta, Lepidoptera, Nymphalidae.
GGCGGCGCACACACGGCUGCGGCCAGCCGCUCGUGCAGUACGUUUGUGCAGUCCGCUCUUGCGCUGUUGCAAUCAUUGCCUUUCGUCCGCGGUCCAGUGCACUGUGUACCCACGCCGCGUCUUCCGCGCAGCAGGUGAGGUUGGGGCCGGCGGCGUGGCUCCGGUCGCUUAGAAUUCACCCGGCGCGGUAUUGAUCGCAUCCCGUCCUCUUCGACUGUUUCAAUGUUUAUAAACAGCCGGUCGCAUCCAUUCGUUCCCUCUUGUUUUUGAAACGUUUGUCCGGGUGCAAGCAGUUUGGAUAACUGAUCCUGAAGACACCGAAAACACCAGACACCAUCGUAGGAUUCAGUGCAAAUCUUCGUACCUAAUCGCAAAGAGAGACAUUUAAAACGCAGUGACGUCGUUACGUAUAUGCAGACAAAAGUUUCUUCAAAUGACAAUGUGAACACGUUUUACACAACGAACGCGGAACUGUGAAUUAGCGGUCGUGUGUUUAAUGGUAUAAAGGUACAAUUAAAGGGACAGCCAUGCUGUCCUACAUGGUGCCCGUAGAUGAGAAACCGCCCCCAGUGCCUGGCAAGAACCGCAUGAAUUUGGAACUGAUUGCUAGCCCCGGUAGUCCAGAGACUUCAGCCCGAAGAACUCGAACGAAUAUUUCGAAGGAGUCCUCAACUAGUUCAUUUGCAAGUGACUUAACGAUAUCGUCGUCUACACCGACAGGGGCCUACGAUAAACCAAAGCAUAAGCUACUUAGUAAUGGAAGCAAACACACUUCAUUGAAAAGGGUGUCUUUUGGGAGCUCCAAGGGGUCCAUGGUAGAGACGCUUAUCUACGAGAGCCCACUGCAAGAGGAACCUGAGUGCAGCCCACCGCCGAAGUUUCAAGAAACUGCGUUCCCGUAUACGCCCGUCGAAGACGAUUCGGAGCGUUCGAAGGUCCGUGUAUCCUUCUACCAAGGGGCACGUCCGCAGUGUCUGUCACCGCCACCAGCUCAGUCAGAGUCGCACGUGCUUUACGCGGACUUACUGUCUGCUGCUGCAAACGUCGACAUGGCGGAUCAUGCUAUGUAUAACAGGCAAAUCAGCACUGAAAGCGGUUGGGAUAACCCAUUCCGCCCAGAUGGCGACCUAAGCCGUGAAGCAGAUGAGAUCGUUUCACUGAUCAAGGGUGGCAAGCCAAUCACGCCUACACCACCCAUUAUCAAUCAGAUGCCAGUAUGUGAUGAGAAGGAGGAAAAAGUUCACGCUAACAACGUCAAUGCUAGCCCUCCGGCUCCGCAAACCAAAGUAGCGAGCCCGGUGCAUCAGAGCACCCCUAAAACUGCCAACGGCACUAAAAACGGAACAGCGAUGCCGGAAGUGCGCUCCGGCCAGGUGGAGGUGCAACGCUCGCCACCACAGGAACCGCUGCAGCCGGAACACGUGACCAUCAAGAAGAAGCAGAAAUGCAAAUGCUGCGCCAUCCAGUAAGCUCCACGACCCAUGUCAACGCCGGUAACACGCUAUGCUUUUCAAUACUAGCAUAUUUCGAUUUCGGUGUUUACUCGGUGCUAUAUCAUUUUACACUCGUUCUACAAGAAGUACCUAAAAUUCAUGUUCAAAUUAUCCAGAAAGUCUAUGUGUUCAAUCGUAUUACAAAUUAUCGCAUUACAAGUCUGGCCUGUACUUUAGUGUACUUCAAUUUUUUUAUAUACGUUUGUUUUAUUAUUUGAAGUUGCAUUGCAUAGUGUAACUGUUUCUGUUUUAUCCGUUAAUAAACUUUACAUUAUAAGUAUUUGUGACAGUUAUAGAGAUAUUCAUCAUUCGACUAGUCUGGGUGAUAUAUUCGAUUCAGUUUUAGAUUAUGUGUGAUUAUCGGAAAUACAAGCGGCCCACCACAGUGUUUGAUUUAAUUAUGAUUUAGUACACAACUUGAUAGAGAAUCUCAACAGGAUUACUCCAGUAUAAAAUUAAUUAAAUAUAUAAAAAUAAAAGGAAACAAAUAAAUUAUAUUUAAUCGAAAUAUUUUCAAAUUAUUGUGACAAAAUAUUUCAAUAAUUAUAUUUGUUAUCAUUUUAAAAAGAUCACCCUGAGGUGUUUUGUAUCAUAAAUUAGGAAUCAAACAAUUAUUAUUUAUUUUAAAACUGUUACUGAGUUAAUCUGUGUUGAAUAAUGUUUAAAUACAUAAUUUAAAUGUAUAUUUUUAUAUGUUUAUUUAUGAAGAAGUAUUAUAAUCCUUAAAUUAUAAUUUACCUAGUGUUUAGAUAUAUCAGCGACAGUAAUGAAAAUAUUUUCACUUAAUAUAUGCAUGCUUAAAUGGUGUCAUAAUUCAUACUUAGUGGGAUACUGUCAGCUGUUAUGAAGGUUGUACUGACGAUGAGAGAUAAAAGCAGUAAUGAUCUCGUUUAAUCGAUUUUUAAAAUAACAUUAAAUAAAUAUAGGACAUGUUGGAUUUAAGACUGCUUAUUGAUAUGAGCUUGUACUAGCACCUCCAUAGUAUUUGAUAGUAGCCCAUGAUAUUGAAAUCGUCUAUAAAUGUAUUCCCCGAAUCCCUUUAGCUGCAGGCUUACGUCCAAUACCAUGAAUGUAUGUACAUAAUAUUAAUAAGAUUGUGACUUGAUUGUAACAUCACUCGUCUAUAUGUUUAGGUAAAAAUGUAUCCUUAUCGUAUUCUGUAUUUGUCAUGAAACUCCGUGGCCAAGUAGGGUGCUCGUUAAUCUGUAAUAAGUGGUUAGUGACAAAUUUUAUUUAUCAGACGAUUCGUAUUAAAAAAAAAAAAAGAUUCUUGACAGAACAGUACUAAGCUACCUUUCCUAUUGUAUUUUGUUUCAAAUAAAAUGUAUGGACUUAUUAAUUAUAUCAAGUAAUUGUAACAAUAGUGCUGUUAUAGAAUAAAAAUCAAUCGAUAUAAUAAUUAUAUAGAUAGGGAUGAUGGAAACGAAAUGAUGGAACGAGACAUGAAAAUGAAACUUCGUGUAUUACUUAAUAAAAGUUUGUGAAAAAUAUAACAAGAUUACGUUUCCUCUCUGAAUGUAAUAUUUCCUUAAGUAGAUAGGUGAAUAGAAUGAUAAUGUUUAAGACAAUUUAUGAGUCCGGUUAUAUUUUAAUGGUGGUUAUUUAAAAACUAAUAAAUUAUUUUGACAUACAACAUAGAUUUCGUUUGUAAGUUUAAGCAACAUUGAAGCGAGGACAGUCCGUAGUUGAAACGUUAUGACUUAUGAUAUUGAUACAUUUUGAAAUUAAAUUCGAUCCGAGUAAUGCAAAUGGGUAUGAAUGUGAUUUUUCCGACUAUUCUAGAGCAUUCGAUUAUUUGUUGAUAGAUACAGCAUUGCUUGGUAGUUAUUUUAAACAAUCCGCGC